AUGCAGCGCCAACUCCGUCCCCUUGGCAACGGGAGGAGCCCGGAGCCGGCAGACGUGGCAGCGCGUGACGUCAUCACCACUCGCCGGCGGUCGGCUCUUCACGGGUUAGCGGAGCAGGUCCAGCUAGAAGGUACACCGGCUGAGGGCGGUGGGGCUGUGCUGUCCGCUGGUCCUGAACACACCGGGGGCAGGAGGGGUCCCUGGGUGAGCUAUCGCACAGCCUACCGCAGAGGAGAGAAGACCAUGUACAGGAGGAAGUCCCAGUGCUGCCCCGGCUUCCAGGAGGACGGGGAGCUGUGUGCCCGUGAGUGUCCCCCCAAAGCCGAGCCCCCACUCAGACCUGGAGGUGCCAGGCUCCGUUGUGCUAGCAGCGUCACAUGCUGCUCUGAGAAGCUCCGCGUUCGUCAGCACAGCUCAGCAGGAAGCAUGAUUUGUCAGCCCCCCCCCAGGCGGCGGGCCUUUCUUCAGACAGGGCCUGAAUUCAGGGAAAUCCAAAUGCAUGAAGCCCACUGUGCAGAGAGCUGCGUCCAUGGCCGCUGCAUGGCACCCAACACCUGUCAGUGUGAGCCGGGGUGGGGGGGCUCCAACUGCUCCAGCGCUUGUGACAGUCGCCACUGGGGCCCCCACUGCAGCAACAGGUGUCAGUGCCAGAACGGAGCUCUGUGCAACCCCAUCACUGGAGCCUGUAUUUGCACUCCUGGAUACAGAGGGUGGCGCUGUGAGGCUCCCUGUGAGCUGGGGACCUAUGGAAAUGGCUGCCAACAGAAAUGCCAGUGCCAGAACGGAGCCUCCUGUCACCCAGUAACUGGAGAAUGUACUUGCUCGCCUGGAUACACUGGAGCUUUCUGUGAAGACCUGUGUCCUCCAGGCAAGCAUGGGCAGCAGUGUGAGGAGAGGUGCCCCUGCCAGAACGGAGGGGUGUGCCACCAUGUGACUGGAGAGUGCUCCUGCCCCGCGGGCUGGAUGGGCACGGUGUGCGGCCAGCCGUGUCCACAGGGCCGCUUUGGACAGAACUGUUCCCAGGAGUGUCAGUGCCACCACAAGGGCUUCUGCGUGAGCUCCUCUGGACAAUGUGUCUGCAGCCCCGGAUACACGGGAGACCGGUAA
This is a messenger RNA of Menidia menidia (Atlantic silverside), 1107 nucleotides long. The record is from the annotation of a GenBank genome assembly. Lineage: Eukaryota; Metazoa; Chordata; Actinopteri; Atheriniformes; Atherinopsidae.